AUGGCAACUGAAUAUUUUCUUGUCUUCUGUGAAGUGAAACUGGGAUAUACCAUGGAAAAGAAUGCAAAAUGGACCAUGGAAGGAAUAACCGUGCAAUCCUGGAUACGCAACACCAAGCCAAGGGAGAAGGAAUUGUCCACCAAGAUGAUUUCCAAAGAAGAAUACACUAUCAAUCAACAGGGCAUUGUUUUGGUCUCUAUGUGUGUUUGGAUAGGUAUUGACUGUGAUGGUCUGUGCUUUUUGAUGGAUGACUCUUUCACUGCGGUUGAUGCCUUCUUUUCCAAGUACUUCACUGUGCUUUCUGCGAUGGAAGAUGCAUCUGGUGCUUUGGAGGAAGUACAAAUCCAGCACAUAAACCCCCUUCAUCAAUCAGAAUAA
This is a messenger RNA of Puccinia graminis f. sp. tritici CRL 75-36-700-3, 378 nucleotides long. RefSeq lists its product as uncharacterized. NCBI's taxonomy places the organism in Eukaryota, Fungi, Basidiomycota, Pucciniomycetes, Pucciniales, Pucciniaceae. Bases 1 to 378 code for a protein of 125 amino acids. The transcript is spliced from 3 exons. The record is from RefSeq and is a predicted model, not a curated record.